Molecule: messenger RNA, 4050 nt
Organism: Danaus plexippus (monarch butterfly)
Lineage: Eukaryota; Metazoa; Arthropoda; Insecta; Lepidoptera; Nymphalidae
Exons: 30
Coding region: 130-3993 (1287 amino acids)
Biological process (GO): carbohydrate metabolic process
Source: RefSeq, a predicted model, not a curated record
ACAUAAAAAUAUUAUAUAAUGCAAUUGAACUGGUCGGGAAGCAUUUCAAUCGAAUGCAAUAAAAAUGCACUUUUAAGGAGUCACAGUUGAUUAGCGGAACAAUCGUUGAGCUAGUUACUUUAAUUGGAAAUGUUACGAACAUAUAUGUUUUUGUUAACAUUCAUAACGUCGAAGUCUGAAUCGUCUUCCAGUUCAAGUUCUAGUUCGGAACUUGCUAAAGCGUUUUCAUUCUUAAAUCCCAUAAGUGGCUCCUCAGAGACGAGUGAGACGAACCAAGAAUUAAAUAAUUAUCAUAAAUGGAUCUUCAAACAGCAACAAAAAGAAGUAAUUGAUAAGUAUAAACAGGAACAAAGUAAAGAAGAAAAAGACCAACUUCAAUACUUCGAGGACAUACUAAAGAAAGUAAAGGAGUAUGGAAAAAUGGAAUACAUUAAGGAAAUUAUGGAAAAUUUGCGCGAGAUCAUAUUUUUGGUUAUUUGUACGGUUAUUGAGGGUAGAUAUGAAAAUAUAAACGUUAAACAGGACUGGUGGGAGACAGCUGUAUUCUAUCAGAUAUAUCCGAGAUCUUUCAUGGAUAGCGAUGGAGAUGGCAUUGGUGAUAUUAUUGGCAUCACGUCAAGGCUGGAAUACUUAAAAGAUCUUGGAGUGGACGCAACUUGGAUAUCACCGAUCUACAAGUCGCCUAUGAAUGACUUCGGAUACGAUGUCUCCGAUUAUUACAGUAUACAACCGGAAUUCGGCACUAUGGAAGACUUCGAACAACUUCUUAAAAAGGCCAAAGAAUUGAAUAUAAAGGUCGUGUUGGAAUUCGUACCCAAUCACACUAGCAAUGAGAGCGAGUGGUUCACAAAAUCCUCACAUCGAGACGAGUACUACAAUGAUUGGUACAUCUGGGAAAACGGACAUCUGGACGCCAAUGGACAGAGACGACCACCAAAUAAUUGGAUAAGUGUUUUUAGGAAAAGCGCCUGGCACUAUUCGCCAAGCCGAGAUCAGUACUACUUGCAUCAAUUCGGCUCUGCUCAGCCGGAUUUAAACAUCAGGAACCCUGUCGUUGUCGAAGAACUAAAAAAUAUAAUAAAGUAUUGGCUUGAAAAAGGAGUUGCGGGUAUGAGGAUAAAUGCAGCAAACCACUUGGUUGAAACGGAUAAGGAUAUAUUUGGCGGUAGAUACCCCGACGAGCCAAAGACAGGAACACCUGGCGUGAUGAACGAGGAUUAUGAAUACUUAAACCAUGUUUAUACAAAGGAUCAAGAGGAAACAUACGAUCUCUUAUCGCAAUUCCGAGAUGUAUUUGACGCUAUUACAUUACGUGACAAUUUGACCAGAAUUAUGAUGACUGACGCUUACACGAGUAUUAAGAAUGCUGUCAGGUACUACGGCGAAGGCAUUCAUUCCGGAGCCCACAUCCCCAUGAAUUACGCUCUCAUCCAAGAUUUGAAUAAGGAAUCUGAUGCACGAGAUAUGAAAUAUGCGGUCGAUCGAUGGCUGACCUACAAACCACUUCGAAAGCCGGCUAAUUGGGUGACAGGCACUCAUGAUAAAAGCCGCGUGGCAUCUCGCUUUAGACCCGAGCUGGUUGAUGCCUUUAAUAUGCUAGUUUUGCUUCUACCCGGGAUUGCAAUUACUUAUAUGGGCGAAGAAAUUGGUAUGGUAAAUGGAUUUGUGAAGUGGACUGAGACAAAAGACCCCAUCGCAUGUAACACUGAUGAUCCCAUCAACUUCGUUGACGUCUCCAGGGAUCCCGUCAGGACUCCCUUUCAAUGGAGCAAUGGAAAGAAUGCAGGAUUUUCUGACGCGGAGAGAACGUGGUUGCCGCUAGCGGAGGGCUAUGAGAAUAUUAACGUGGCUAAUCAGCGUUCAGCAGAUCGUUCUCACUUCCAAGUAUAUCGAACCCUGACUAGCCUACGUCUUCGUCCGGCGUUCAGACUUGGCCGCUACGAGUCAUUAGCAUUGAGUCACGAUGUCUUCGCUUUUAAGAGGUGGUACAACGAUGACGCUUACAUUGUUAUCAUGAAUGUCGGUAGGACGUAUCAAAUUGUUAAUUUAACAGCGUUUGAUUUGAUCUUUGGAAAUUUGGAGGUAGAAGUCAGCAGUGUUCUUUCUUCCAGAACUUACAGUGAUAUAGUUCAAGCAAAUUACUUGGAUUUGGCCGCAGACGAAGCUUUGGUUUUAAGAAUGCAGGUCUCAUCUCUUGAUAAGAGCAGAAAUAUUCCAUGGAAGAACUCUCCAGCAAGAUUUGUCACCAUGAGGACGAUAAUUUUAUUGUCAUCGUUAGCAAUACUGUGCAGUGGAAAUAUUAUAAAGCAGGAAAAUGAAAGAGAAUUAGAGUGGUGGGAAACGAGCAUCAUCUACCAGAUAUAUCCGAGGUCGUUCGCUGACAGUGAUGGUGAUGGGGUUGGGGAUUUACCUGGGAUAACAUCGAAAUUGCAGUAUAUCAAAGAGCUCGGCGUCGGUGCCAUCUGGUUGUCACCAAUUUUCCAAUCACCAAUGUACGAUUUCGGUUAUGAUAUCGCUGACUUUUAUGCUAUCCAUGACGAGUUUGGUGAUAUGGAAGACUUUGAAGAAUUAUUGAAAAGAGCCGAUGAACUCGAUAUUAAGAUCGUAUUAGAUUUAGUACCAAACCACACAUCAAAUGAGAGUAUGUGGUUUCAAGAAGCAUUAAAUGGAAAUGAGAAAUAUUAUAAUUAUUUUGUUUGGGAAGACGGUGUUAUAGAUGAAAAUGGAAAUAGGCAACCGCCGAAUAAUUGGCGAAGUCACUUUCGAGGAAGCGCCUGGGAAUAUAGGGAAGAAGUUGGGAAGUACUAUUUACAUCAAUUCGUCGUAGGACAGCCUGAUUUGAACUAUCGCAAUCCAGAUGUUAUUAAUGAAAUGAAGGACAUCAUUCGAUUUUGGCUAGGAAAGGGAGUGGCCGGUUUUAGGGUUGACGCUGUGAAUUGCUUGUUUGAAGUGGAUAAAGAACUUUUUGGCGGAAAAUAUCCAGACGAGCCAUUGUCAGGAAGAUUGGACGUCGACCCUAAUUCUCAUGACUAUUUAAGUCACAUUUAUACAAAAGACCAAAAUGAGACUUAUUAUAUGGUCUACGAAUGGAGAGACGUUUUCGACGAAUUCAAAGAAAAAGAUGGAUUACAAAGAGUCAUGAUGACCGAAGUUUAUGCUUCUAUCCAGGAUGUUGUUAGGUAUUUUGGCGAAGGUGAUAAAAAAGGCGCCCAAAUGCCUUUCAAUUUUGACUUAAUUACUGAUGUCGACGCCUCAUCCUCUGCGGCUGAUAUUAAAAGAGCUGUCGAUAAAUUUUUAACAUACAUGCCAGUUGACCAGAGUGCCAAUUGGGUGGUAGGUAACCAUGACCAGAGCAGGAUGGCAACUCGAUAUGGGUCGUCUUUAGUCGAUGGUAUAAAUAUGAUUGUGCUUCUACUGCCGGGUGUCGGUGUAACAUAUAUGGGCGAAGAAAUUGGUAUGGUAGAUGGUUUUGUUAGCUGGGAAGAUACAGUAGAUCCAUCAGGAUGUAAUACAAACGAUCCAAUCAAUUACGUCUCAGUUUCGAGAGAUCCUGAACGCACCCCAUUCCAAUGGAAUUCAGAAAAAAAUGCAGGAUUCUCGGUCGCCGAUAAUACAUGGCUUCCAGUGGCUGAAGGUUACCAAACAUUGAAUGUAGAGGCACAGAAAGAGGCUGAAAGGUCUCAUUUAAAAGUUUACCAGGCAUUGGCUAAACUACGUCAGCAAAAGGAAUUCAGAUAUGGCAGAUAUGAUUCCUUGGCAAUUAAUAAGGAUAUUUUUGUUUUCCGUCGAUGGUAUAACGGAGAAACUUACUUGGUUUUGGUAAAUAUGAGAGAUAUUAAAUACGAAAUUGACCUCGGAUAUUUUGAAAAUGUAAGUGGUGAGGCCAGCGUUGUCGUUAGAAGCAUUCAUUCUCCCAAAAACGAAGGGGAUAUUUUCAAUAUAUCGGCGCUACCAAUGGCGGGCUACGAAGGAUUGGUUUUAAAAUUACUCUAAAUAUGUAAAUAUUAGUUAUAAUAAAUUUUAUUAAAAAAAAAAAUAGUUUAUGUUUAA